Messenger RNA from Racocetra fulgida, 192 nucleotides. The record is from the annotation of a GenBank genome assembly. NCBI's taxonomy places the organism in Eukaryota, Fungi, Glomeromycota, Glomeromycetes, Diversisporales, Gigasporaceae.
GAUCCUGAUUUUAAUUUGCCAAAUAGUUUUAUUAAGGACUUUUAUAAUUCUAAAAAAAUCCUGUUAAAAUCAAUGAUUACCGAGGUGGCUCAACUUGCUAUUGAAUGUAACAAUCAUCAAGAAAUAGUAGUAUGGUUAAAACAAUUUAUUGAUCGGCAAAAAGAAAUGAAGGCUUCAUCUACUAAAAAAUGA